CGCUCCGCCGUCGGAGGGCUCUCCGCCCGCCGCCCGCCCUCUCUAUGGUGCCCGCCCCGCACCGCCGGCAGCCUGCGGCAGCACCAGCCCCCGCGCCUCCACGCCAUGCCGGCUGGCGGGUCCCGGCCGCCCGAGCCGCCGCGGAGCUGAGAACUGCUAGAUAUAUGCUGAAUCUUUCAUGCAUAAAGGACUACCUCUUUAUGACCUCCUCAUUAUCUUUGACAAACUGAAGAAACCAUAGGAAAAUGAAUUUCUCUUCGUUGAAUUCUGGUCUAAAAAUAUCUGGAGGGAGAUUAAGUGGUUCAACAAGUAACGCUCUAAUGGAUGACAGAGACUUUCCACCAAAUGAUCUGCAGAUAGACUCAAAGGACAGUCUUCCUACUAACUACAGGGUAGAAAGUUUGGCAUCUCAUUUGAUUCCUUCAGCUGAUGAAAAUGAAAAUCAACUUGACAGUGAUGGGAAUGAGGUUCUGACCAGUAGUAGCAUUGCUAUGGGACGCCAGGAUAAAGGUGAGCAGGAUAACAUCAAUAAUAAUGAGAAUAUGGACAGUGGAGACUGGAUCCCAAGCUGCAAGGAAAGUGAGACUGAGAGAAGAUCUGUAAAUGUCCAUAUGGACCCUCAGUUGGAGGAAAAGCCUGUUCCAGAAAAACAGCCAGGUGGAAAAAGAAGUCCAAGAAGCAAAAGAAGCUCCAAUAAAAAAUCUAAAGGCAUUUCUACAGUGGGAGCCACAACGAUCCAGGAGGAAAAUGCUCUUAAUACAGAUACAGAUUUUGUGCAGGCUGAAAGUGCUGUUGAAGCAAAGGAGAACUUUCAUCCAAAAGAGCAAAAGCAAACAUUGCAGUCCCUUUUCUCUUUGCUCCGUCAAGAGGUUGAGCAGAUGGAUUCAAAGAUACUGCCCCUGUGUCUCCAUCAGAUAGCUGAGACCUAUUUUCAGGAGGAAGAAUAUGAGAAGGCCAUGAAGUUCAUACAACUUGAACGACUUUAUCAUGAGCAGCUGCUUGCAAAUCUUUCUUCCAUACAGGAACAGUGGGAAAGAAAAUGGAAGACAGCAGUUCCCAGUCCAGUUACAACACUGAGGAAUUCAGAUAAAGAGCUGAGUGGCCAAGAACUGGAAAAGCUUACUAGAGUUUGCUCUUCACAUCAACAGCCGCAGGCAUCCAAAAAUAAGCUAGUAGCUGCAGAAAAUACAUGGGAAAGCAGUUGUUUACCUCAGUUAAUGGAAUCCAGAACUUUAAAGGAAAGAGAAGCUACUGCUUUUAAAUCAGGUACUGAAACUUGUCCUGGCAUUGCACCAAAGAAAGAAGAUAAACAGCUGAGCUCUGCUUGCCCAGGUGAAAACAAAACUGAGAGACAGACUGAGGCAGCGAGUCUUUGGGUAGCUGCAGGAAAGGACCACAUGGAGGAGCAGCACUGCAGUGCUGAAUCAACGUUGGAGCCACACACCCAGUCCACAGGGACAGGGGGCAGGCCUUCCUCGGGCUGUUCAUCAUCUGGGGAUGCUGGUAAAGAUAGCAGUCUGCAGCUGAGGGAAAGACAGCUCUCCAAGGAUGCUGUGAAAAUAGAAGGGGCUGGGGAGCCUGGAGUGAAACUCCCUCUUGAGCCAAUGGUAGAUGCUUUGGCUUUAACAGAUGAUGAUUAUUUGCCUACAGAUUUGGUUCCUUCUGAUAAAGAUGUGCCAGCUGAUAGAAGUCUGCUCAGAUCAAAACAUGCUGCUGGGUCUUCAGAAAUUCCUAGUGGCCAGCUUGGAAAUAGUGAUUUAAAGCAGCAACAGAUACAGCCAGAAGAUGAUGAUGAUGAUGAAGAUGAUGAUGAUGAAGAUGAUGAACAGUCUUCAUGGGACAGAAGUGCCUCAGGUGCAUGCUCUGGGUGUAAUGAAGUGUCUGAGCCUGAGAGCACUGCCCAUUCACAGGUGUGCGAGGAAAUACAGAGAGCAGCAGGACAGGAGGAGAAGGCCAAUAAUGAACAAGAAGAUUUAUUUCUGAGGUUUUUGAAUGGUAACAUAAUAGACACUGAAGAAUCUGCAGACUUAGCAAACCAGGAGGACUUUGACGCUGUUCCAGAUAUUUCACCCGAACGAGCAUCUUAUAACUCCCUGGAAGCUUUAUCACUAGAUGACAGCUUUUCUUCCCUUGAUGAACUUACAAGAAGGAUAGAGAUUACUGAGAUUACCCCAGUGGAAGGAUUGGUGUCUAUACUAAAGAAGAGAGAUGACAGAGAUGGAAAAACAAUUGCUCAAGUCCAGCAAAGGCAAACAAAGAGAAGAGUGAGAUUCCAAGAAAUGGAAGACACAUUGGAUCAAGAUGAAGUGUCUGGUGGCUCCUGUAUUUUGCUGAUCCUGCUGUGCAUAGCAACUGUUUUCCUUAGCAUUGGAGGAACUGCACUGUACUGCACCUUUGGUGACAUGGAAUCCCCUGUGUGUACUGAUUUUGCAGCCAACAUGGAUUUCUAUUAUACACAGAUACUGCAGCGUGUGGAAGAGCUGAAACACUGGAUAGCCUUCUCAUAGCUGAAAGGAGUGGACACAGCACGCUCAGACCUCACCUGUGGUUACUGGACAGAGUAGAACAAAACUGUGAUUUCAAGUUCUUUAACACUUGCCACCUGCAGGUGAUGUGUAUUUGAUGAGAUACUUUCACAUUUACCUAGAAAUCAAGAAAAUUUUAGUUUAGCAGUCAGGUGGCAAAAUGUUCACAUCUGUUCACAACUGUAGCAGCGUGGUAUGGGAGCAUAAAAAGUUAUUCUCUUCAUCCUUUGGAAGGUAGGCAAGUAGCUUUUCAUCCAUUUGAGCAAGUGAAGAAGAAGGAAGAAAAUUAACUGUCUUCUGUAUUCUCUCCUAUUGCCACACAUUGUGUAAGCAAUCUCUGGAAGCUUAGUAAAACUACAGCUUUAAUUUACAGCUGUUUGUGCAAAGGUGUUGCCUCCAGCUAUCAUGCAAUAAGUCUCUGUUUUAUGGAAACGUUAUUUUUUUUCCUAAGUCUUGAUGUUUUUAUCCAUUUUAUUUCUCCUGGUGAGCCAUGUAAUUAUUUGGGUGGAGUGAGAAGAGUGCAGUGGCAUUCACAGAGCCCUCAUUUGGUAAUUACCAGGCUGACCCUGUACCUUAUAGCUUGGAGUGAAUAUCAUGAAUGGGAUAAAUCUGCUGGCAGAUUUCACUAAAUUUCUUGGACCUUUACUCUCAGUAUCAUGUGGGUUGUUUUAGAAAUGGAAGGUUAAAAAAGAAAUCGCUGGUCUCACUAAACACAGAAACAAAAGAUGUUUACUAAAUUAUUCAUAUUAAAUAAUCAAGUGGCUUUGGCUCAUUUUAAAGCACCUGGUAGCAGGUGUGGGGCUGACUGGGUUUUCCUCCAGCUACGUCACUGACUUGGAGUAAUCACUUUGUGCCUCAGUUUCUCCUCCAUAAAUGGGGAAUAAUGAUCCUUGCCUUUGUCUAUGAAUAUUUAUUGGAAUUAGGGCUCAUGUCUGAUUCAUCCCAAAUGAGUGCACAGGAUCCCAGAACUGUUUGGCUGCAGCCUCUGUCAAUGAGUAAAGGUUCUGUGAAGGGGGACUGAUCCAACAGAAGAGGUUCAGAGGCUCACUGCAGAUCCACAGCCUGUCAGUAUUCCAGGGCACUUGUUCCAGCCCAUAAAGCACAUUUGCAUUUAUUUGCCCUGCAGUUCUGAGACCUGUAUUGUAAAAUCUGUUCUUUCUCUAUCAGCUUUACAAACAAAUUGAGAUCAGGACAGAGUCAUUUGAAAUGGGUGUUUCUGUCACUCGGUGCUCAGCCCUCCCUGUGUGGUGGUGAGAGAAGCCUGGCAGGACAGAGAAGGUGAGAAUUGGACACUCAGGGCCUUUGGGCUGGCAGCUGUUCUUGCACAGAGCACACUGGUGCAGCCCUGCUGACAGGGUGAGUGUGAAAGGAUUCCUUUACACCUCAGGAAACAGCUUUUUUGAGGGGCCCACUUCACUCCACUCUGUGAUUUCCUGCUUACUAACCUUGUACGAUGCAGCGUGUUCAGGUUUAGGACAUGACUUUGUAAAAUGCUAUGAAGUGAAACCUUUGAGAUACUGCUCAGAAUUAUAACAUUAAAGAUCAUGCUUUCUGACAUUUGCAAGCAAACUGUCCCUCUAGUGAGCUUGGUUGUUCCUAAAGCACUGUUACACUUAAUGGGUUUUUAAAGUGAAAGUUAAAAUCAUGUUUUUUUCUAGAAUAAACUGCAUGUAUGAUUUCUC
Molecule: messenger RNA, 4207 nt
Organism: Serinus canaria (Common canary)
Lineage: Eukaryota; Metazoa; Chordata; Aves; Passeriformes; Fringillidae
Gene: CNST
Product: consortin, connexin sorting protein
Exons: 13
Coding region: 246-2507 (753 amino acids)
Biological process (GO): positive regulation of Golgi to plasma membrane protein transport
Cellular component (GO): plasma membrane; trans-Golgi network; transport vesicle
Molecular function (GO): connexin binding
Source: RefSeq, a predicted model, not a curated record